Messenger RNA from Exophiala viscosa, 2757 nucleotides. RefSeq lists its product as uncharacterized. Gene Ontology annotation, cellular component: nucleus. The record is from RefSeq and is a predicted model, not a curated record. NCBI's taxonomy places the organism in Eukaryota, Fungi, Ascomycota, Eurotiomycetes, Chaetothyriales, Herpotrichiellaceae. The coding region runs from base 1 to 2532 and encodes 843 amino acids. Gene Ontology annotation, molecular function: ubiquitin protein ligase activity. The transcript has 2 exons.
AUGGGGAACACGUCCUCACUCCCGCGAAGCCGGGAAGACGAUGGACGACUGGAAGAGCUCAGGCAUGGCAGAAACACUACUCAGCAACAGAAUACUGCUGGUGGCCCCAUAACAAGAAGCUCGCGUCCUGCCCGAAGAAAUCCCCCUUCCUUAAGAGCAGCCGGACAGAGAGCCAGCACACUAUAUGAUACUCUAAGACGCCAUAGAGCAACUGAAUCAACCACUCUGCGACAAAAUACGAGCCGGGCAACGCAGUCUACCAAUGAGAUUGAGAUUGAACAAGAACACAGACCUCUGGUAGGCCUUGGAGAUGUUGACAUGCAAGAUGCUACGCCAACCCAUACCGUGUCCCAGCCAGCAACCCGAAGGCGAAUAGCAAUGUCAAGGCUUGGAUCACGACUCCUCCCGGAUUAUGUUGCAAGGGGUCUAUUGAACAGUGGUGAAGAGACUGCAGAAGAGGGACACGCGUUACGCUAUGGAGCAUUGGAACGUGGUCCAUCCGUCUAUGAACGUUCUCCGCACGCUGAAACCAGCAGUCGACUGUCAUCGACGGGCUCGAUUACGAGGAGGAAUGAUGACAGUACAGAUUCGCGGCGGCGCGCAAUCCGUGGUCCAUUCCCACUCCUCAACACUACUCAUCCAUCUCUAGAGCCUACCAAUUCAGCUUCAGCGAUGUUCGAUAACGUACGUGAUGUUCCCACUCCGGCCGGUGGUUCUCUUCGACAUCGUAACAGAUUCAGCCGUGUCCGUGACUCCAUUUCGAUUUCCGCAAGGCUCUCCGGACUCUUCGGGCACUCGACAGAGCAGCUCGAACCAGGUCAGGCACGAAGACAAUCCCCAGUCCGACCAGCUAGGGUCACUUUCGCCGACGAUUCCGAUCGUCUACUACCUGCACUCAAUCCUGCAGAUCCACGUCUCGAGACUGAUGAUGCUCCUCACGAAUUGGAUGCCGUGGAGCCCGAAGCUCGAACUCUAUUGUCUGGUCCAAGGGUGACCUCUGGCAUGAGUACUAUCCGGCGCUUCCAACCCGGUCUGCGCUCGCGGUCCACCAGACUCAUACGACGCGGAGAACACCCCCCUCUCUCGCAAGUCCUACAACUGGCGGCGGCAGCGAUUGCAGCUCAGCUCUCAGGGCAUGCUGCCGGGGCAAAUACUACGGCUCGUCACCUUGGUAGUGAUAGCUUUGACGGCAGUAUCCAAAAUUUUGUUCAGACACUCCAAGAUGCAGCAACCGCGCAAGCUGGUGAAGGCCUUGACAUGAGCACGGCAGAUGGCGACUUACCUCCGGUCAAUUUUAUGAGAGUGUUCCAAUUUCCCAAUGAUGAGAAUGGUUCACCCAUAGCUUCCCAGGCGCAAUCUCGCGAUGUUGACCAGCUGGACCUGGACUCCAUUACAGGAUCCGGUGAAAAUGACAGGUCCGUGACGUUGGUCCUGGUUGGCGUGCGAUCUUUGCCCCAUGGCCAGGACAAUGCCAGUGGCGAAAAUGGAACGCUAGGCCCAAGCCUUGACACAUUGCUAAGCCUUCCCUUUUUACCGCCAGCAAAUGUCCUUCGGAACGGAAGUUCAGGUGCCUUAUGGCGGCGUUCCGACGGGAGAGCACGUUCAAGUCCUCGACGACAUUCGAUGACUAAUUUUAAUUUUCCUGCACAAUACGAGACUCAACGACACCAGCGUACUCGUGCGAACACAGGAAGGUCGACAAACACCACAGAUACUUCUGCGCCUGCCGUGAACGAUGCACCAAAUGUAUCGCAGCUGGUUUCUGAAAGCCCCCCGGGACCGCAUCCUCCACCUUCAACUCCAGCCGAUAUUCGCAGCGGCCAAGUUUCCCCUAUCCGGCGACCAUCUUCAGCCUCAGCCGCACAGAACCCGGCACUUUCCGAAUUGGAAGAAGAUCGUGCACCACGGGACGUGGAUCAUAUUUCGUCGGAAACAUCUUUCAAUACUGCCAGACAGCGCAGGAGGAGCGACUCAGAGUUUGCUCGUAGACCCGAACUGGGGUCUGGAGCGGCUAGGCGCAAUGGCGUGGUGGAACCUGAUCAUCCACCUGUGGGCGCUGGACGCAGUUGGCUAAUUUACGUGGUUGGCACACACGUCGCCCCCGAUCACCCUGCUUUCACCAUGCCAAGCUUGUUCACGGACAACCCUUCUUACGAGGACAUGCAGAUGCUGUCGACGCUUCUGGGUCCGGUAAAGCCUCCUGUAGCAACCCAGGAGGACAUUAGUUUGGCCGGCGGAGUAUUUCGCCUGCUGAGUCACGAAUCGGGCUUCAGAGGCGAAGCUGUAUCAACCAGUGAUGAGCCUGCCAUUGUUAUCACUCCUGGGGAGCGAUGCUUGAUUUGCCUUUCCGACUAUGCUGCUUUGGAGGAAGUCCGACAGCUUGACAAGUGCCAGCAUGUGUACCAUCGAGAGUGCAUUGACGAGUGGCUCACGACUGGCCGGAACAGUUGUCCUUUAUGCCGAGGUCAAGGUGUACAGGAGAAGCACACGUCCUCGACUCCGUCAGCGGGCGCUCCUCCUGUCACGAUAUGAGAUGUAUCAUUGCUUGCGCGCGUUGACAGCAUUUUUCUCCCUACAAGGAUCAUGACUUCACGAAUUCUCUUGUAACGUUUUGCAGAACAGUCUAUUGGUUUGGCGCUCAUAGGGUAGCGAUUGAGGCGGGCAUAUGGGUUUGAAGGUUCCUCCCACCAGCCGAAAGGAGCUCGUCCGACUGAAACAGCAUUGGGCUCUCAAGUAUGAAAGUAUUGCCGGGUGCAC